Molecule: messenger RNA, 5139 nt
Organism: Camelus dromedarius (Arabian camel)
Lineage: Eukaryota; Metazoa; Chordata; Mammalia; Artiodactyla; Camelidae
Gene: CHM
Product: CHM Rab escort protein
Exons: 15
Coding region: 11-1981 (656 amino acids)
Biological process (GO): vesicle-mediated transport; small GTPase-mediated signal transduction; intracellular protein transport
Cellular component (GO): nucleus; cytosol; Rab-protein geranylgeranyltransferase complex
Molecular function (GO): GDP-dissociation inhibitor activity
Source: RefSeq, a predicted model, not a curated record
UCCUGUCAAGAUGGCGGAUAAUCUCCCUUCGGAGUUUGAUGUGAUCGUAAUAGGGACGGGUUUGCCUGAAUCCAUCAUUGCGGCUGCAUGUUCAAGAAGUGGCCAGAGGGUUCUGCAUGUGGAUUCAAGAAGCUACUAUGGAGGAAACUGGGCCAGUUUUAGCUUUUCAGGACUGUUGUCCUGGCUAAAGGAACACCAGGAAAACAGUGACAUUGUGAAUGAAUGCCCAGCAUGGCAAGAGAAGAUCCUUGAAAACGAAGAAGCCAUUGCUCUUAGCAAAAAGGACAAAACCAUUCAACAUGUGGAAGUGUUCUGUUAUGCCAGGUAUGAAAGUCAGGAUUUGCAUGAAGAUGUCGAAGAAGCUGGUGCAUUGCAGAAAAAUCACGCUACUGUGACAUCUGUGAACUCCACAGAAGCUGCAGAUCCUGCCUGCCUGCCUAUAGCGGAUGAGUCAUUAAGCACUGUGAGCUGUGAAAUGCCCACAGAACCAACUCCAAGCAGCAAUCCAGAGAGUGCCCGAGAAGUAAACGAUGUCGAAGCAGCAGGGGAAAAAGAAAACCCUUGUGAUGAGAAAACUUGUGUGUUGUCAACUUCAGAAGAGGAAACAAGGAAAAAUGUGCCUACCACAGAAGACACCGCCGAGCAACCAAAGAAAAAUAGGAUUACUUACUCGCAAAUCGUUAAAGAAGGCAGGAGAUUUAAUAUCGAUUUGGUAUCGAAGCUGUUGUAUUCUCGAGGAUUGCUAAUUGAUCUUCUAAUCAAAUCUAACGUUAGCCGAUACGCAGAGUUCAAAAAUAUUACCAGGAUUCUUGCAUUUCGAGAUGGAAGAGUGGAACAGGUUCCUUGCUCCAGAGCAGAUGUAUUUAAUAGCAAACAACUUACUAUGGUAGAAAAGCGAAUGCUAAUGAAGUUUCUUACAUUUUGUAUGGAGUAUGAGGAGCAUCCUGAUGAAUAUAAAGCCUAUGAGGAAAUCUCAUUUUCUGAAUAUUUAAAAACCCAAAAAUUAACCCCCAACCUCCAAUAUUUUGUCCUGCAUUCAAUUGCAAUGACAUCAGAGACAGCCAGCAGUACCAUAGAUGGUCUCAAAGCUACCAGAAACUUUCUUCACUGUCUUGGGCGGUACGGCAACACUCCAUUUUUAUUUCCUUUAUAUGGCCAAGGAGAGCUCCCUCAGUGUUUCUGCAGGAUGUGUGCGGUAUUCGGUGGAAUCUAUUGUCUUCGCCAUUCAGUACAGUGCCUUGUUGUGGACAAAGAGUCUGGAAAAUGUAAAGCAAUCAUAGAUCACUUUGGUCAGAGAAUAAUCUCUAAGCAUUUCCUCGUGGAAGAUAGUUACUUUUCUGAGAACACAUGCUCACGUGUGCAAUACAGGCAGAUCUCCAGGGCAGUCUUGAUUACAGAUAGAUCUGUACUAAAAACAGAUUCAGAUCAACAGAUUUCCAUUUUGACAGUGCCAGCAGAGGAACCAGGAGCUUCUGCUGUUCGAGUCAUUGAGUUAUGUUCCUCUACAAUGACAUGCAUGAAAGGCACAUAUUUGGUUCAUUUGACUUGUACAUCUGCUAAAACAGCAAGAGAAGAUUUAGAACCAGUUGUGCAGAAAUUGUUUACUCCAUAUACCGAAACGGAGAUAGAAAAUGAAGAAGUUGAAAAGCCAAGACUUCUGUGGGCUCUUUACUUCAACAUGAGAGAUUCUUCAGACAUCAGCAGGAACUCUUAUAAUGAUUUACCACCCAACGUUUAUGUCUGCUCUGGCCCAGACUGCGGUUUAGGAAAUGAUAAUGCAGUCAAACAGGCUGAAGCACUUUUCCAACAAGUCUGCCCCAACGAAGACUUCUGUCCACCCCCACCAAAUCCUGAAGACAUUAUCCUUGAUGGAGACAGUUCACAACCAGAGGCUUUGGAAUCCAGUGCCACACCAGAGGCCAACUCAGAGACUCUCAAGGAAAGUGGAAAUCUGGGAAACUCAGAGGAGCCCUCUGAAUAAUGGGUAUGUCCCCAAAUGGAUCCCACACUUUGGAAAAUCCUCCUAGCCUCAGAGUCUUUGUGAUUGAAGAAUUACUUGAAAAAUGUCGCAAAGCAGCAGCCAGUUGAGAAGCAGAUCGUAGAAAUCCAAAAGGGAUUUCCUCAAAGAGACAUUCCAAGACCACAAAACACUUGUAAAGCACAUUAACUUGCCUGCUGUAAGAUACCAAACCUGUGGAAUUAGCAGAUAAAUAUUAUAAAUGGAUUGAUUCCCAGGAAUAUAGUUAUGGUUACAAAAGUGAUCCUAUGCAUUGUUAGUAAUUCUAUGGUAUUAGAACAGCUUUUGCUCGCCACUUUGGAUCUUUGUUCGAAAGCCACAUCUUCAGAAUCAGCUCACAUAUUUCCUUUCAUUCUUUGAGUUAGGUUUUUUGUAUUGGGUAUAAGCGUCACGACACAAACGAUCAAAUCAUAUGUAAAUGUAGUGGAGAAAAACUAAAGUGUCAUGAUCCAGGCAGGAGCUUAUGUUUGCAAUAGAAGUUUGUUUUGUUUUCUAUCUUGAGGGGUAUUAAAAAUGCUAAUAUUAAGAUAGACAUUUUUACAAAUGCAUCGUGAGUCCAUUACUCACUUUUUUUUUAACGUUAGUAGUGGUAUUUGUGUGUGAAUCGUGAACACACUAGGAAAGCUCAAUACUGAAGAAAUGGAAAGAAAGAUUGGAAUAUGGAAUAGGCUUAUUGGUACUGGGGAAUUCUGUCUAGUCGAGUACCUGGAGCACACUAGCCUAAUUGUCUAUGGACCUAAUUUCAUCGUAGCUAUGCUACUUAUGAUAUUAGGCAAAUUGUUUAACUUCUGAGCCUCAGUUUCUCCAUAUGUAAGGUGGAAAUAGUAAUACCCUGCCUACUGUAUGGGAAUGAUUUUGAAGAUAAAUGCAGUGCCAUGCUUAGAAUUUUUUUUUUCUGGAAUAAAAGCUGUUUCAGAAUUUUCCUAUUGACUUGGGGGUGAGUGUCAAAAAAUCUCAUGCAACAAAUAAUUGUUUGCUGUCAAUGCCCCCAACACAAUAGAUUACAGUGUUUUUAUUGUAUUAAGCUUUUAAAAUAAAAAUCUAUUUCCUAAAUUAGUAUUUUAUAGUCUUAUAGACAGGUAAACACAGUAACAUGUGGUGUUGUGGUUUUGAAUCUUAAGAAGGAACACACUCUAAAUUCUUCAUAUUCCUUUUCUAGUAGGUAAACCUGAAACCACCAAGGACUCUACAUAGAAUACGAUGAUUGGUUAACCUGAAUGUGCACUUAACAUACAAAUGUAAGGGCUGUAUGUAGGUGGCAAAUCUAGUUACAGUGACAGUGCCUAUAAUAAUACUAACAUUUUUCCAAAUGCCACGCUCUGAUGGUUUACCUUUUUUGAGCAAUAGUUUGGACAGAACAACUUAUUUCAAUAAAUAGAUACAUAAAAAGUUUAUUGUCGUGCAGUCUGGCCUAUAGUGCAGAUCAGACAGCCCUGGCUACAAAUAGAAAGCACAUAGUUCUUACUCAGAUACUUCAGCUGCAGCGGGGCUCUGACCUCUCCAGAUUUCACAGAUCUUAAAGGAUGCCAGCUGUGUCAGGUCACAGACUCAUGAGAAAUGGAAAGCAUCAAGGAAUGUAGCUCCUCUCUCACCUUUCAAACCCCCUGCAGAUAGAGCCAAAUCCAGAGGAAAGGAAAACCUUCCUAGCCUCUCAGGCUACCCUAACCCCUCUCUCCAGUGUACAGCCUCUCCUCUGUCGCUUUAAUCCCCUCUAUCCUUCUCUUUCCCUUUUAUAAUGUUAUACAAAUCAGGGACAGUAGAAUCACAUUAUAACCUACUUUGUUAUAUGGAUUCUGAUCAAUCUUAAGUCAUGUUUCCUGAAACCCAACUACAGCAUGUACUAAAUGCACAAUAUAUACCUAUAAGCACCAGGUAUUGGCUCUGCCCCGCAGUACCAGCAAUAUAAACGGUUCCACUGUAUGAGAGUUUUGAGUCUGAAUACAAUUGCAAGUCAGUUGCACCAACUGAGAUACUGUACUUGGUUAGUCUUCGAGUUAAAGCCUCUUGAAUGCAGCAUGCACACUUAUGUAAACAGCCAAUCAGGGUAGACCCAGAAUAGCUAGAAAAAUUCUGAUAGCUUUACUGCAGCUCUCCAUAUAUAGAACAAUGAAGGGGAUAUUCUGUGGUCUCCUGACCUAGUCCAUACUGUACCUUAUUUCAUCCAUUAGCCAGCAUCAGAAUCCCUCUUCCAGGUUAUUUAUUAAAUACUGUUGAAAUGUUUAAAAGCUCCUGAAUAUGAUUAGUGAUGAUUAAGAUAUUACACAACUGUUAAAAACCUUGUAUUAGAGAACUUUAGAUAUUUCAUGUUGCCUCAGAAUGUAAUAGAAAUUAUUCUAAGAGCAUUAUUUUCAACUGUCUUAAUUACUGCAAAUAUUUCUUUUUGUAGCUUUAAGUCAAAUAAAAACCUUUCAAUUUUGUUUUAAAACUGUAAGCCUGAAGUCAUAAGAAUAAAAUUUAUAUGUUGCAGAAAUUUCAGUAGCUAAUUUUAAAUUUUGAAAAUUGCUAUUAUCAAAGAAUUUUGAUCAUAUGUUUAAAAUGUUUAUAUGCAUGCUUCUUAUUAACCAAAAAUGAUAAUACUGUUCUGUUUAGUGAUCAAGAUGAAAACUAAUUACUAACCCUAUGUUGCUACUGUAUUUUUGUCUAGUCGGUAUGCCUGCCCAGAAAAACAAAUAUAUAUAUAUAUUAUACACAUAUAUUUUUCUAUAGGAAAACUGAGCUAUAAUUUCCCCAUCUUCUAUAAUGUUUAGUUACUCAUAGUAAAAUGGUCAUGUUAACAGUUCACUUCUAGAAUAGUAGUUUCUGAGAUUGGCAGCCCUUUAUCUAAAAUAAUGGCUAUGUUAGUGACUAACUUCUGUCUCAGCUGUAGUUCCAGAGAAAGCAGCUCUCUGUCUAAAGUCCUAAAAACCUCAGAAUAAUUUGUUGAAAUUUCAUUGCGGAAUAGUAGUAAGCCUUUAAAACAGUUUGCUUACAAGUAAGAUAUUUACUGCUAUUGGUAUUGAAUCAUUUCUCUCUACUCAUAGUUGAUUUUCUUAUAUGGAUUUCAAAAAGCAUGACUAUAUGACUUCAAAAUUUGCACACUGUAACAGUAAGCCUUCAGAGGAAAUAAAGUGUUUUUUAAUGCC